Messenger RNA from Schistosoma mattheei, 738 nucleotides. Lineage: Eukaryota; Metazoa; Platyhelminthes; Trematoda; Strigeidida; Schistosomatidae. The record is from the annotation of a GenBank genome assembly.
AUGCUUUCUGUUGUUUCUAAAAUUGUAUGGAAAGUACUGUCAGCUGGAAACGUGUAUCCGUCAAAGUAUUUUAUAUCCACUUCUAUCGGUUUACAUAAAAAACCUGGAUUGUCAAAUCAUAAAGGAUUUGCGAUAAUAUCUAGAGUUACUGGUCAAAAAGAAGAUCUUUGGAAGUUGUACAACGAGGUGGUUUAUCCUCCUGUACCUAAAGUUUCAAGCUCAGCUCUUUGGGAUACUAGCAUACGACCAGGUGAAGUUACUCAUCGUCGAGAUGAUAUUUUAUACAGCAGCAAAAGACUGUGGAUGCUAGUCCACUUGAUUCGUGGACGAUCUGUAGAUGAUGCUUUCGCACAAUUAGGAUUUCGUACUGAAAAAGGAGCUAGAAUCCUUGAAGAGGUGAUAGAAGAAGCCAUUGAACUAGCAGUUAAGGAGCACGAUUUCGAAUUCUGUACAAAAAUUUGGAUAGAGUCAGCGCAUGUUUCACGAGGUCGCAUGGUUCCUCGUUUAUACAAAGGCUUACGAUCUAAAGUGGAGUCGAAUAAAUUUCAUUACACAAAUUUGUAUAUACGUCUUCGAGAAGGUGAUCCUCCGAAAAUUUAUCAUCCAAAUGAUAUUAAAGGUGUUUGGACUCCAGCUGCAACAUGUCCACCAGAAGGUAGACCUUGGGGCUCAACACGAGAAAUGGUACAUCGUGAAUUGGAAAGAUUGCGUGGAAGACGAUUAAAAGGAGAUUUAUAA